Molecule: messenger RNA, 1966 nt
Organism: Aspergillus sclerotioniger CBS 115572
Lineage: Eukaryota; Fungi; Ascomycota; Eurotiomycetes; Eurotiales; Aspergillaceae
Exons: 4
Coding region: 60-1823 (587 amino acids)
Biological process (GO): positive regulation of transcription by RNA polymerase II
Cellular component (GO): nucleus
Molecular function (GO): DNA-binding transcription factor activity; transcription cis-regulatory region binding
Source: RefSeq, a predicted model, not a curated record
CGCCACCUCGAUGCGGAUACCGUCUCAAAUCCGGUAAUGCCCAUCAAGGUAUUGAUGGAAUGUCUGGCAUGCAGCUAUCCUGGCAGCCGGGAUUUUCCCUGUCCAGAAAGCCGGUGAAAAGGUCAAGAGCCCGUCGGACCAGACUCGGAGCAUUGGGACAUGCAGAUGGACCACAGAAGUUUGAGUUUGUAGCAGAGCACCCAGUGAGAAGUCAAAGGGGGUAUUGUGGGGGUGUUGAGCCUACUCUUGGCUAUGAAGCAGGCUCCAAAACCGAUGAUAGCAGCCUGCCCCUGGCCCAUUGUUCGACAACUGAACACCCCGCUGCGUCAGACAGCCCAGGGACUCUCUUCGAUCAGGCUGCCAGAGAAAUAAUAUCCUCUGUCGGGGCGCCUCACCACUCCCUGAGCGAUAGCGCACUGGUCGGGGACGGAGGCUCUGACUUGGAAGCACUCUACCGGACGACUGACCCAUAUACACGCAGCAAUGCAAUACAAUGUACAUCUUUGUACCCACCUGAACUCACCAACCACCAUAUGCAAGCUUCUGAGGGGGGCGAUAUGGGCCACGGUGCUUUCUGUGUAGGAGCAGGCCUGGCAGCAGUUUCGGAGCUACAUAUCGUACUACGCUCUCCUACCUCUGUACCACCGAGUAUACUAUACAGUAGCCUUUCUCGGCGGUUCCAACCUAUCCUUGAUAGAUAUAAUAGGGAGUUUUGCAAGAUUCCCUUGACAGCCAACCUAAGGAGGAACCCAUUCCAAUACCACACUGACCUUGGUAUGAAGCCUAUGUUUCUGGUCCAUGCUGUGAUGUCUUUAGCAGGCCAUCACAUCGAAAGUACAUCAACCCUCGUUCAUCGCCAUGCGGCACUCCAACUGCUCCGCGAAAGCCUUACCACAUGCAGCAACAUGGGACAGGGGUAUUCCAUGCUUGACACGAUUAUCAUCCUGUUUUCGUUGGACGAAACCCAGUCCGCUCUGGGGAAUUGGCGCACACAUAUUAUGGGAGCCUUUGGCCUUGUCGAGGCGUACGGUGGCAUCGACAAGUGGAUCACGUCCGCCCGAACACAGGUGCAGAUAGGUCUGCUCACAUGGUGGGAUGCGAUAACCAGUCUAGUGAACAGGGAAGACUGCAUAUUCCCUUACGCAUACUUUGAGGCCGCAGUUUCGAACCAGAAUGACCAAGAAUGGGACUAUUUUAGCCUGUGUGGAUGUCCACCAAGCCUCGUGGAAAUCGUGAUGCAAUUGGCGCGCCUGGGCGCGGAGAAGCGGAAAGCAUCCUCGUUGCGAUAUGUCAACUUCGAUACCACUGUUAUCUUGGAAUUGGAACGGUCACUCGAGUCCUGGCAUUACGUUUCCCCGGAGGCAGCUUUCCAGGACGAGGAAAGCCUGCAGCAGGAUCUAGAUAGCAUGCACUGCUCCGAGGCAUGGAGAAACGGUCUCCUUCUUUACAUACACCGAAUGUUUCAGUGGGAACCUGGAAGUAGCAUCCCAAUGCACAUUUUGUGCCGUGCAAGAGUCGUUAUGGACCAUGUGGUUGCGUGUCGCGACGAGGGCAUGAUGUCCAGGCAAGCCUUGCUGCCGCUCUUCUUUGCGGGCUGCGAGUUGAGAGAUCUGUCAUCACGGAGGCGGAUUCUCCAGCUCUGCUCGGAUUGGAAUGAGCGGACUCGAUAUUACAUGUUCGGUACUACUAUACCCCUGCUGAAGGAAGUAUGGGCUGAGCAGGAGGCAAAGGGGUUUGAGAACGUGUGGUGGGGGCAAAUAGUGGAUAGACAGCACUCGUCUGAUGGCCAUUCUCCUUUGCAGGUUCGGCUUUGCUUCGGAUGACAGGUGUAUCCUUUAUCUCCGCGUAUGUUCUACUUUAUCUCAACACGUUAUGCGGGUACUUUUUAGAUGAAGACUUUGUGACGUGUGCAGCAUAUAAAUCUAUAUAGGACUGCAAUCCGGAACCAUGCAGGAUAUAUGCUGAU